Tribolium madens (black flour beetle) is the source of this 3461-nucleotide messenger RNA. Its product is annotated as NEDD4-binding protein 2-like. NCBI's taxonomy places the organism in Eukaryota, Metazoa, Arthropoda, Insecta, Coleoptera, Tenebrionidae. The record is from RefSeq and is a predicted model, not a curated record. The coding region runs from base 161 to 3127 and encodes 988 amino acids. The transcript is spliced from 4 exons.
AAGAGAAAGUCCCCAAGUACCCCCACGAAAUCACCAAACAUGUGACCAGAAUUAUUUAUUGUUAUCAUUUCCAACGUCUGGUAAACAUUUUCAAAAUAACAUUCAAUAAAAAAUUCUGGUAAAGUGCUUGAAUUGUGAACAUUGGAGUAAUUCAUCAGUGAUGCUAAAAACGUCAGCAAUGUCAUCCCCACGAAACCCCAAACACCAAGAGGGUGUCAUCAAAAGCCUUCGAGACCUUUUUGGAAACAUUUUUCACGUCGACAUCAUCCGUUCCGUCGCACACCAAUGCAAUUUCGACAUCGUAAGAUCGUCCGACAUCCUCAUCGAAAUGUCCAACAACAUAGUCGACCAACCGGCGAAGAAAAAACCCAAACCGAAAAAAUCACCCACACACACGCCAAAAAAAUCCGAACCUACUAGAGUGAUCAAAUCGAAAAAAUCGCAAGAAUUGGAACGCGUGGUCAAUAAUAUAAGACAAGGGUACAAGGUUUUAGUGAUUUUGAGAGGGUUGCCGGGGAGUGGGAAAUCACAUCUAGGGGUUGUUAUCACUGAUGUGACUCUCGGCCCGGGGAAUAACAGUCAGCAUAUAUUAAGCACUGAUGAUUAUUUUAUACAGAACCGAAAGUAUGUUUUCGAUCCGAGUAGGCUACAGGAAGCCCACGAGUGGAACCAUCGUAGGGCUUUUCAAGCUAUGAGUCGGGGGCUAAGUCCUGUUAUUGUGGAUAAUACAAAUACACAAAUGUGGGAAAUGAAGCCCUAUGCCAUGAUGGCGACGGAUUACGGCUACAUGAUUGAGAUUCUUGAACCUGACACUUGGUGGUGCUUUAAUGACAAAGAGUUGGCCCGGAGGAACACUCACGGGGUUCCCCGAGCCAAAAUCAAGGACAUGUUAGAUAGAUAUGAGAGAAAUGUGACCACACAAAAAUUACUAUGCGCUUAUAGUCUGACUUAUAAGUUCCAAAAGCCCCCUCAAUUCCGACUAAUCCCUCCCAUUAUGCGCCAAAAUGGCUACACGGUACCAAGAAUUCAAAAUGGCGUCACUAAGUCACGAAGUACGCCGAUUUUCGAUCGGCAAAAUUCGAUCGAAAAUGGCGUCGAAGCCAUUAAUUUGAUGGAUUUUAAUGACGUUUCCCAUGAAACCAAUCAAAAUAAUGCAAUACACACGUGGGACCUCAAUCCUAUCGAUGCCAUUCUUAUGUGUACUGAAGAAAACCAAACCGAUGUUUUACAACCUAAACCUGCCACUAGUGCCAACCAAGAGAAUUUAUUCCCCGACAUUGAAAAUGCCUGGGGUAUUGACGAAAAAGCCCUACACUCGUGGGACAUUGUCACUCCGAUUCCCGAAGUUGGCAACACUGUGGAUACACCAAGCGAUCAACAAGCACCAAAACCGGAAACACGUGACGUUUGUACUAGUUUAGAACCAAAUGAUUGGCUGAAUGACAGUUACAAAAUGGUGACGGCACAAAAUCGGGAUAUUAGUGUUGGUACCCCUGUCAGGGUUUUACCUCCACCGAAAAAAACCAUGCUGGAUCAGAGUUGCAUGACUGAUGAUAUACCAGAAGAGAUAACAAAUGAAGAAGUCCGGAUUAAGGACUUGAUGGAUUUAUUUCCAAGAGUACCAAAGUCCUCACUUCGGGAACUUUUCAAUAAAUGUAAUAAGAAUUUCCAUUGGACUGUUGAUCUUCUCCUCGAAGAUAAUAAUCUUGAAGGGGUUGAAACAAAUGAAGAUGAUGAAGAUGAAACUCCGAGUGUGUCAAAUCCAGAGGUACCAUCAGUCGAAACUGAAGAACCCGAAACGUCAAAAGUGAAACUUUUCAAACGCAAAACCAUAUCUGGGGAUUCCCUAGAGCUAAAAAAGUGUCUUGAGAGCAAAUUUGAUAUAAACCGUGAGUUUUAUUCGGAUCAUGUCUACAAAGUGAAACAGUUUAAAUUCGGGCCACAUGAGUCUCAACCGUCCACUUCUGCUGUUCCUGAUUCAGAUUCGGAUUCCGAAUCGGAUGAUUCAACUCAGGAUGAUCCGAAAAAUAUGAUCGAAUUGAAUUUGGGCGAGACGUUCGUCAACCAAUUGGAGACGCUGUUUGGUGGUGACGAUGGUGCGUUUCCAAAGGGGUACCAACCUGUGGUCCAAAUGCCCCUAAAUCUAGCCCGACAAAUUUAUUGUUUCUAUAUCGAGUCGUUAUGCCAGCAAAUGGAUGCCCAAACCCAUAUUUUGGAACGUCUGGUUAAAGAAGAUGAAGAGUUGGCUCGAAAGCUUCAAAAUCAGGAAGAAAGUCAAGUGGUACCACCGCGGGAACCCAAUUUUAUGGAGAUUAUGGACGAGCAAGUGGCGAUGAGUAUUCAUAGACGAAGCGUAGAGGAGUGGAAAAAUAUGACAGCGGAUAAUUUAGCUGCGAAAUUGACCAAACAGAAGUUGUUUGCUGCGUUUCCGAAUAUCGACCAAAAUGCCUUACUAGAAAUAUGGCACGCGUAUGACUAUGACUACAAUAAAACAGUUGAGGAUUUGAUUGCAAAUGUCGGAGGGUCUCUAGACGAGAAGAUUAAAGAACCACCGAUAAGUACAACGACAUUAGAAGAAAUGAAGCAAGCUGAAGAGAAUUUCGUCAAUUUUGAACAAGAUGAAGAGCAACACCCUGCGACUUAUUACAGAGACGAAGCCAAUAAACAUUUGAAAAGACGCGUCGAAUUAUACGAAAAAGCUAAAUCGUACUUCCAAAGAGGCAUGUUCGAAGUUGCAACUUUCUACUCCGAGUUGGCCAAGAAAGAAACAAAAUUGUACGAUAAAGCCAAUCACAUCGCAGCUGCAGCUUUCAUCGAGGAGCAUUCAAAAAGAUUGCAAAAGUUUGAUACUCUCGAUUUGCACUAUUUCUACGUCAAGGAGGCCAUCCCCAACUUAGAUAUUUUCAUUGACAGGAAUAUAAAUCUGCUGCAAGGGGGGUCCAAAAAAGGCAUCGACUUGUUUGUUAUCACAGGAAGGGGAAAAAACAGUGAAGGGGGUCGUUGUAAAAUCAAACCUGCGGUUAUUAACAGGUUGAAGAAGCGGAGUAUUGGGUUUGUUCAAAUGAAUCCAGGACUUUUGAAAAUACGAGUUUUGCGGAAUUCACUAGUGACGAGUGAUUUGCCAUAAUUUAGUUAUUUUGUUUAGUGAUAAAUUUAAGUUGGUUGCAAUGUAACCAGGAAAAUAACCCGGUUCAAGGGUUUGAGAGUACAAAUUGUUUUAUUGUUGAAUAGGGAUUUUUAUUUGUUCAAGCGUUGGUACCGCUGAUUUAAACGUUAUUAAUUUUGUCCAGGAAGCAAUGCAAUAAAUUUGUAUUCGUCAGCAUUGUAACUAAUUUUAUUCUAUAUUUUUAUUGUUUUUCUGACUACAAAUAUUAUUAGAGUAUAGCAUUUAGCAUUAUUAUUGUUAAUAAAAGCACAUCAUUUUUAUAUACAAUUUCAAAAAAAUAUAUUUUACUAAUUAA